Messenger RNA from Dictyostelium discoideum AX4, 717 nucleotides. It is a transcript of the gene expl5, whose product is annotated as expansin-like protein. The record is from RefSeq and is a predicted model, not a curated record. Gene Ontology annotation, cellular component: extracellular region. NCBI's taxonomy places the organism in Eukaryota, Evosea, Eumycetozoa, Dictyosteliales, Dictyosteliaceae. The transcript has a single exon. The coding region runs from base 1 to 717 and encodes 238 amino acids.
AUGAGAAUAAACUUUAAAUUAAUUUUAAUAAUAUUAACAAGUUUUUAUGGAAUUAUUAAUUGUCAAAGUACUUGUCCAUAUUCUAAAACCGUAAUUAAUGGAGCAUCAGCAACUUUUUAUUCAGCAAUGGAUAAUGGAAAUUGUGGAUUUGGGAAAUUAACAGGACCAACUGGACCUGGAAAUUAUAUGAUUGCAGCUCUCGGUACUAAACUAUAUCAAAAUGGAGCUCAAUGUGGCCAAUGUUUUAAAAUUAGUAAUUCUAAAAAUGCUUCUGUCACUGUAAUGGCCACAGAUUCAUGUAACGAUGCUGGAUAUUGUCAAAGGGAUAAUCAUUUUGAUUUAUCGCCUACCGCAUUCUCAAUAUUAGGAGCACAAUCUCAAGGUGUGUUGGAUGGAUUAUCCUAUGUUAAAGUACCAUGUAGAGUUAGUGGUAAUGUUAAAGUUAUGUUAAAAGAUGGAAGUAAUGCUUACUGGACAUCUUUCUUGGUUUUCAAUAAUGCUAUUGAUGUUAAACAAGUUUCAAUAAAGUUAAGUGGAAGCUCCACUUAUGUACCACUCACUCAAACAACUUAUAACUAUUGGCCAUCAAGUAUUACUGCUGGUUCUUUCCAAGUUAGAAUUGAAUCAAUUGGUGGUGAAUUCAUUUAUGUAACUAUACCAAGUGUUGUUAGUAGUAAAAUUUAUGAUACUGGUAGCCAAUUCUCUUCAUCGUGUUAA